Molecule: messenger RNA, 1818 nt
Organism: Triticum urartu
Lineage: Eukaryota; Viridiplantae; Streptophyta; Magnoliopsida; Poales; Poaceae
Source: RefSeq, a predicted model, not a curated record
GCGGCGGGGUCAAGCGGUAACCGUUGGUUGGGGGAAUUCUCUCUCCUGCCAUGGGAGUGAAAAAUAUAGGAUAGGGUCAGUGAAGUGUUUUCCCUAUAUUUUGGAUCAAGGUGUUUUCCGCGUUGACUUUAAAAAAGUAGAGGGAUAGGGAAUCUGCUAGAGUGCAAUUUUUACAGAUUUGUCAGUUUUUAGGGAUAAAAAUUCUACUAGAGAUGCUCUUAUAAUGUGUUACGCCCCUGGCUACCACCUGGGAUCUAGACUGUCCCCACGGACCAACACUAGUUUUUCCUGCACACUUUGUGCUCACUCGUGCGCACCCGGAAUUAACUUCCCGGGCAGUCACCCAUUCUCAAAGUGCUCAAAGCCAAGCACGCGUAACUUUGAGAUCCUUGAGAAUGGGUUCCCAGAAAAGAAUUCCUUGUUGAUAAUGUUAUGUUUUGAUAAAUUGGGUUGGUUGGGCAAAUUUAGAAUAGCUAUGCAAAUUUAAAAAAGGACUUGUCCCGAAUCUUGGACAAACACGCUUUGAAAGCUCAUGGGCCUGAAAAGUGUGACCAUUCCUUUACUGCCAUGUUACAUUUGGCACUUGCCAAUACGGAACACAAGGCUAUAUACUGCCUCUGUCCCAAAAUAAGUGACCGUGGUUUUAGUUCAAAUUUGAAGUAAAACCACGUCAUUAUUUUGGGACUGAGGGAGUACAUGAUAUGCGGUUGCUUUUACUUUCCGAUAUAGGCACCAAAGCCAUCAAUAUUCAAUACUCAGUGCAUAAUAUUGUAACCUCUAAUGCACAGGUAAAACAUGAUAUGCAGUUGCUUUUACUUUUCGAUAUAGGCACCAUAGCCAUCAAUAUUCAAUACUCACUGCAUAGUAUUGUAACCUCUAAUGCAGGUAAAACAAUGGUUGCUCGGAUUCUUGGAAAGCUCCUACAUAUGAUUGGGAUUCUCCCUACUGACAAAGUUACUGAAGUUCAGCGAACUGAUCUUGUUGGAGAAUUUGUGGGGCAUACUGGACCAAAGACGAGGCGGAAGAUAAAAGAUGCCGAGGGAGGGAUUCUGUUUGUGGAUGAAGCUUACAGGUUGAUACCAACGCAAAAAUCGGAUGAUAAGGAUUAUGGUUUGGAGGCACUGGAGGAGAUAAUGUCUGUAAUGGACAGUGGCAAAGUAGUUGUCAUAUUUGCUGGGUACUGCGAGCAAAUGAAGCGUGUCAUUGCCUCGAACGACGGUUUCUGUAGGAGGGUCACGAUGUUCUUUGAUUUUGAUGAUUUCACCACGACAGAAUUAGCGGAGAUAUUGCUUCUGAAGAUGAAUAGCCUGACUGACACAAGUUUGCUUUACGGGUUCAGGCUGCACCGGAGCUGCACCAGAGGUGCCGUUGGAGAGCUGAUUGCCAGGGAGACCACUGAGGAGUGGCUUAAACAGAUGAACGGAGGUCUGGUAGACACACUGCUUGUCAAUGCACGUGAAAACUUGGAUCUUCGUCUUGAUUUCAGUUGCAAUGACGCUGAGACCAUAAUCACAAUCACAUUGGAAGACCUGGAAGCAGGCCUAAGGCAGAUAUCAAGACAGAGACAUUUGCGGUGACCUACAAUCAGGAACAUUCUUUUCUUGACAAACCAAGUUACAGGUUCAGGAGUUUUGAUAGAAGUGACUGAUUCCGCUUCGGGUACUAUGUCUGGUGUAUCUGUUCCAAUUGGUAGGUUGCUGCCCUUCUGCAAUAGUAGCACUGGUACGCAUGUAUUUUUUUUUUUUGAAAAACACAGAUCUUUAUUCAUUUGUAAUAACAAGUACAUCGUUUAUGAGGAGAGGUACAAUUUCGCUCAAA